Messenger RNA from Plasmodium inui San Antonio 1, 1011 nucleotides. Its product is annotated as replication factor C subunit 2/4. Gene Ontology annotation, molecular function: ATP hydrolysis activity; DNA binding; DNA clamp loader activity. The record is from RefSeq and is a predicted model, not a curated record. The transcript is spliced from 2 exons. Gene Ontology annotation, biological process: DNA repair; DNA-templated DNA replication. The coding region runs from base 1 to 1011 and encodes 336 amino acids. Gene Ontology annotation, cellular component: DNA replication factor C complex; nucleus. NCBI's taxonomy places the organism in Eukaryota, Apicomplexa, Aconoidasida, Haemosporida, Plasmodiidae.
AUGGAGGAAGACUCCUUUAAGAACAGACUGCUGAAGCGCAACAUCGACAUAUGGAUAGAGAAGUACCGCCCCGAGUGCCUAGACGAUGUAGUGGGAAAUCCCUUCGUCAUAAACACUCUCAAGAGCAUCAUCGUAUCGGGGAACAUGCCAAAUCUCCUCCUAGCUGGUGCCCCGGGGACUGGGAAGACGACGAGCAUUCUCUGCCUAGCCAGCGAAAUGCUGGGAGCUCAAGCGAAGAAAGCCGUCCUGGAAUUGAACGCCUCAGACGACAGAGGAAUUAACGUAAUCAGAGACAGAAUAAAAAGUUUCGCAAAGGAAAUUAUAACUCUCCCCCCAGGAAGACACAAAAUUAUCAUACUGGACGAAGUGGACUCCAUGACCACAGCCGCACAGCAGUCAUUAAGAAGAAUCAUGGAGCUGUAUUCAGACACGACCAGAUUUGCUUUAGCUUGUAAUCAGUCUGAGAAGAUAAUUGACGCGCUUCAAAGCAGAUGUGCCAUUAUACGGUACUUUAAAUUAUCAGAUGAUCAGGUUUUGAAGCGAAUUGUAAAAAUAUGCCAAAUGGAAAACAUAAAGUACACAGACGAUGGGUUGGAAACCUUGACCUUUAUAGCAGAUGGGGACUUAAGGAAGGCAGUGAAUUGUCUGCAGUCAACUUAUGCUGGGUUAGAAGUUAUAAACAAAGAAAAUGUCCUGAAUAUCUGUGACAUUCCUUCUCCUGAAAGAAUUGAGAAUUUACUAAAAUUUUGCAUCAACAGUGAGUGGAAAAAGGCACAUGACAUUGCGUACGACAUGAUAAGGGAAGGACACACCCCUUUCGAUGUUGCUCUCACGUCUUCAAAUGUGUUGAGAAGAUACGACUUGGGCUCUGAGGCUGUCCAGAUCGAGUUCUUAAAAAUUGGCGCUAUGGCUUGUAACACCAUGGCCAGUGGUCUCGCCACCGUUAUCCAGCUGGAUAGGUUGCUCGCCGACUGGUGCAUAGCAGCCAAGGCAUUCCGCACCAAGAGUUAG